Messenger RNA from Humulus lupulus (European hop), 867 nucleotides. RefSeq lists its product as uncharacterized. The record is from RefSeq and is a predicted model, not a curated record. The transcript has a single exon. NCBI's taxonomy places the organism in Eukaryota, Viridiplantae, Streptophyta, Magnoliopsida, Rosales, Cannabaceae. Bases 1 to 867 code for a protein of 288 amino acids. Gene Ontology annotation, molecular function: nucleic acid binding. Gene Ontology annotation, biological process: DNA integration.
AUGGGUCCCUUCCCAUCAUCUUACAAUAACAAGUACAACCUGCUAGUAGUGGAUUAUGUAUCUAAAUGGGUGGAAGUAGCAGCAACACCUACAAAUGAUAUCAAGGUGGUACUUAAGUUCUUGCAUAAGCAUAUUUUCACUCGUUUUGGCAUGCUUAGGGCUUUAAUAAGUGAUGAAGGUAGCCAUUUUUGUAACAAGAUGAUGGAUGCCUUGCUAGCUUGUUAUGGUGUUCAUCGUAGAACCCCUCUGCCAUACCAUCCUCAAACUAAUGGUCAAGUGGAAUUGUUAAAUAGAGAAGUCAAAAGUAUCCUUGAGAAGACAGUUAAUAGAUCAAUAAGAGAUUGGUCUAAGAAGCUCGAUGAUGCAUUAUGGGCAUACAAAACUGCAUAUAAGACUACUAUUGGCAUGUCACCCUACUGGUUAGUUUUUGGUAAAGCAUGUCAUUUUCCGGUGGAGAUGGAACAUAAAGCUUAUUGGGAAAUAAGGGAGUUGAAUAUGGAUGUCACAACAGCAAGAUAUCAUAGGUCUUUGGAGCUGAAUGAUAUGGAAAAGUUUAGUAAUGAGGCCUAUGAGAAUGCCAAGAUCUAUAAAGAGUGUACUAAAUCUUGGCAUGAUAAAAAUCUUGUUCGCAAGGAGUUUCAACCUGGGCAGUGGGUGUUGUUCAAUUCUAAAUUGAAGUUGUUUCUAGGAAAAUUGAAGUUGAGAUGGUCAGGGCCAUUUACGGUGGUUAAAGUAUUUCUUUAUGGGGCAGUGGAGUUGCAAGGCAAGGAUCGAGAGACGUUUAAGGUGAACUGGCAAAGAGUAACGCAAUAUUUGGGUGGUCCUAUUGAUAUAGUCAAAACCAUCAUCCAGCUACAACCUUUGUGA